CCCUCCACCCUCUCAGUCUCUGCAUCCUCCUCCGGUGGUGUCGGAGGCUCAGUGAAUGCGGCUGAGAGUGGAGCGAGAACGCGCCUGACACGGAUACUGUGCAGUUUUACAGGAGGGAAACUAGAAGCUUCCGUCCUGUCACUCCUUUUUUUCGCACUCCGGAUCAAGUGGCUGUAUGAAUCGUAACUUUCUUGCUCUGAGUUGAUUUUUGUUCUUAGCUCUUUUUUUCUAAUGGUGGAAAGCGCAGAGCUUGCUGCCGAUCACCUGCACCGCAUCGGACUAGCAGUCGAAUAACUGCAUUAUUCAUUUUUACGCACCAGUUUGUGCUGUCUCUCUUGUUGCCUACGACUAAUUAAAAAACAAACAAACAAAGAUUAUACGCGAUGUUGCCGUAAUUAGAACUCAACCUUUUCGUUUUGUGUGGCUAAAAACGUUUUUUUUUUCUUUCUGCUGCAACUGACAAAUUGACAGUGUUCAAGGAUGAAUACAAAUGGGAUUCGUGCGGCGAAUGGAAAACUAACAUAUCAUCUGUACAUGGGAGAACUAUACACUAAUAAGAAUGGGAGCGCGUUGCCUUUUGAUUCGUGAAAAAAAACCACAUUCCCCGUGCGCAACUUCAGCACUUCGGAUCCUGUCAAACAUACCACUGUUUAUUAAACGGAUGAUCGGUGGCGGCUGAGCCGGACGCACAGCUUUGACAGUCCUCCUGUUACCCCCUCCAGUUGUCAAUAUACAUAAUACGAUUCCAAGGAUGGCUGACUUGUGGCAUCGCAUCACGAACCUUGUGGACCUUCCCACGCCUAGGAGUCGCCGGACGAGCCAUCAAGAUCUCUAGAAUCUGCCCUCCGCCGCCCCCUCCCCCUCCCUUGUGUUGCAUCUCACAGUCCUUACCGCAAUCCAUUCGGCUCUUUCCUUUUCAUCUUAUAACAUCGCAAAUGUUCUCCCGUUCCCAUGGAGGUGGGACAACCUUGGGACUCAAGCAAGCAGUGGGGGUGAUUUUUUUUUUUAAGCACGCGCAACCCGUGAGCAAGAGACGCAUCGGGUGAAAUAGGAGCCCACCCUGCUCGCCCGUCUCCCCAGCACCCUCCCUAACCACCCGGAUCCAAGCCAGCGCGCCUGGCUUUCCGUUGAUGUGCAGCAGUCUGCAUGGAAAUGAAGGAGCGGGGAAGCCUUGUUGCUUCCGUGAAAUGUGUGUUUCCUCCGCGGCUGGGAGUGCUUCAGCGGCACCUUUCCAUCCAUGUCCCGCGAAUGCCGCCCCGAGUCUCCAAAAGGAGUCACCCACAUCAGCUUUAGAGGCUACUAAAUGAUUUUCUGGGGGCGGAUUUUUAAUCGGCGAGAUGAUGCUCAUUCUCCUGCUGGCAACCUUUUCCUCUUCAAUCUCAAGCUCCUCCCUCUCAUCCCCCUCCAUGUCAGAUGGACUCCCAAUGGCAGACCCUUCUGCUCCGGACUUGAUGUCAGAGACUUGCAGUGCCUGCUCCUGCUUGUCGGUGGAAAAUGUGCUGUACGUCAACUGUGAAAAGAUCACUGUAUAUCGACCGACGCAACUCAUUCCGCCUGUGUCAUCAUUGUACCACCUCAACUUCCAAAAUAACCUCUUAAUUAUUCUCUACCCAAACUCGUUCCUCAACUUCACCCAUGCUGUAUCUCUGCAGCUGGGGAACAAUCAGCUGCAGAACAUUGAAGGUGGCGCAUUCAUGGGGAUGAGUGCGUUGAAACAGCUGCACCUCAACAACAAUGAGUUGAAGGUGCUGCAAGCAGACACGUUUCAAGGAAUAGAAAACUUGGAGUACCUUCAAGCAGACUACAACUUGAUAAAGUACAUCGAAAAGGGAGCGUUCAACAAACUGCACAAGUUGAAAGUGCUGAUUCUGAAUGACAAUCUAAUACAGGCACUUCCUGACAACAUAUUUCGCUUUGCCUCCCUCACACACCUGGAUAUAAGAGGAAACAGGAUCCAGAAGCUUCCGUAUUUGGGAGUGCUGGAGCACAUCGGCCGGAUUGUCGAGCUACAGUUGGAUGAUAACCCCUGGAAUUGUACCUGCGACUUGGCACCUCUCAAGGCAUGGCUUGAAAACAUGCCUUAUAAUAUUUUUAUCGGGGAGGCCAUCUGUGAAACGCCGAGCGACUUGUAUGGAAGGCUGCUGAAAGAAACUAAUAAGCAAGAGCUUUGCCCAAUGGGUACGGGAAGUGACUUUGAUGUUCGAAUGCCACCCGCACUCCCCGAUACGGGUCAGACAUCCCCACCGACCUCCGUGGCUGCAAUGACCACAAAAUCGCCGAAAACCACAGACUCGUCCAAGAUGUACGGUAAUGGGAUUGUAGCCGGUUUGCCCCCUUUUGGAAGAAAUAGCCAGAUCGUUUCCUUUCAGACUCGGAGCCCCCCAGUGUUAUGCCCGCAGCCUUGCAGCUGUAAAACCCACCCUUCAGACUUUGGCAUUAGCGUCAGUUGUCAGGAAAGAAACAUCAAGUUUCUGGCAGAUCUUAUUCCGAAACCGCCAAAUGCCAAGAAACUUCACUUGAGCGGCAAUUACAUUCGUGACAUCAGCCCGAAUGAUUUCCACGAAUUUGAAGGUCUCGAUUUACUUCAUCUCGGCAGCAACCAAAUUGUCAGCGUCCAGAAAGGUGUGUUUGCUAACCUCACUAAUCUAAGAAGACUGUAUCUGAAUGGAAACCAGCUCGAGCAGUUACACCCCGAGAUGUUUUUGGGCCUCACAAACCUACAGUACCUAUAUUUGGAAUACAACGCCAUUAAAGAAGUCCUAGCGGGCACAUUUGACUCCAUGCCAAACUUGCAGCUCCUCUAUCUUAAUAAUAAUGUGCUACGGAGUCUUCCUGCCUAUGUGUUUGCAGGCGUCUCUUUAGCCAAACUUAAUUUGAAAAACAACCACUUCAUGACCCUGCCGGUCAGCGGCGUCCUGGACCAGCUGCGCUCUUUGACCCAAAUAGACCUCGAGGGCAACCCGUGGGAGUGUUCCUGCGAUUUGGUCGCUCUCAAACUAUGGCUAGACAAGCUCGGGGACGGAGUGGCCGCGAAAGAGGUGAGGUGCGCCUCCCCUGUGCAAUUCUCCAACAUUGAACUGCGCCUGCUGAAAAACGAGAUCUUGUGCCCAAAACUGAUUGCGCGGCCACCGUUUAUUUUUACCAGCGCCACCCCGGUGUUGACUUCACUUUCGCCCGCAGGAGUUGGCAAAGCCCAGCCCGGAGGACCCGUGCCCCUCUCAAUCAUGAUCCUGAGUAUCCUUGUCGUGCUCAUCCUUACGGUGUUCGUGGCCUUCUGCCUUCUAGUCUUUGUCCUCAGACGGAAUAGAAAACCAGCCGGUCGGCAGGAACUGGGGAAUCAGGAGUGCGGCUCCAUGUCACUGCAGCUGCACCGGCACGGCCACAAGUCAGGCAAAAAAGGUUCCGUUCCAGGAGACGAAUUAGGAGGCGAAACGUUUAUCCCCCAGACCAUCGAACACAUCGGCAAGAGCCACACUUGUGGCAUUGGACGUUCAUCGGACAUGGACGCGGGGUUUAAGUUCGCUGACUCGCAAAGGCAGAAAAUUAUCCUUCGCAGUUGCGGCGAUAAGGAUAAGGACGCACUUUCCACCUUGGAGCGCAACAAGCGCCUCAGCACAAUCGACGAACUUGAGGAAUUCCUACCAAAUCGAGAGCCCAGCAUGUUUAUCCAAAACUUCCUGGACAGCAAGAGAGAUUUCAGCAGCAUAGGAAUGGGCGGCUACGAAAUCCGCUACCCGGAGAAAACUCUCGAUCGAAAGAUGAAGAAAGCGUCGCUGAUAGGUGGGAACCACAGUAAGAUUGUGGUGGAGCAAAGAAAAACCAGCUGUGCGCAUACACUCCCUCGCACACACACACAUUCAGCAAAAAAGUGCCUUCUGGAAAAUCCUAAUGACCAGUGCUUAGAUGGACAAAAUGGCUCCAUACUACAAAGCUUUUACUUGGAUCAACGAGGAUACACGUUAAAGUGAAAGACGUUUGGAUCAUCCGUGCCACUCGUAUGAAUCGUAAUCUCGACACCACAAGACAGCCUACAAACAACCAGACAGUCUUAGUAUUUUUGCUGCUAUGGAAAUGGCGCCUUUUUUUUUCCUCCAUUGUAUAUUGCUGGUAUUAUUUUAUUUUCGUAUUCAUUUUUUUUUUUUUUUAUCCCCCCAACAAAUCAAAUGGUUGUUGGAACUGCUUGAAAAUAUACCUCGCCGGCUCCCUCCCUCAUUUGAUAACAGAAAGGUGGAAACAGAAAAAAAA
Messenger RNA from Hippocampus comes (tiger tail seahorse), 4245 nucleotides. It is a transcript of the gene slitrk4, whose product is annotated as SLIT and NTRK-like family, member 4. Gene Ontology annotation, molecular function: protein binding. Gene Ontology annotation, cellular component: glutamatergic synapse. The record is from RefSeq and is a predicted model, not a curated record. The transcript has 3 exons. NCBI's taxonomy places the organism in Eukaryota, Metazoa, Chordata, Actinopteri, Syngnathiformes, Syngnathidae. Gene Ontology annotation, biological process: axonogenesis; positive regulation of synapse assembly. The coding region runs from base 1338 to 3968 and encodes 876 amino acids.